UUCCAACACUCUCCAAGUGUGUGCUGAUUAAAGUGAAAUUCAUGUCUGAGGAGCAGUCAUCAGGACACUAUGGAGAGUUUGGGCCUGCAGGCAGUGACCCUUACUGAUGGGACAACAGCCUACAUUCAGCAGGCCAUCAAAGGAGAGAAGCUGCUUGAAGGGCAAGUGAUUGAGCUUGAGGAUGGGACGACAGCUUACAUCCAUCAAGUGACAGUCCAGAAAGAGUCUAUAGCUUUUGAAGAUGGGCAGCAGGUGGUGUUGGAAGAUGGCAGCAUGGCUUAUAUACACAACACACCUAAAGAGGGUUAUGAUGCCAAUGCCCUGGAAGAGGUCCAGCUGGAGGAUGGCUCCACUGCCUACAUACAUCGUCCUGUUGUCAUGCCAGCUGGCAGCACCAUCCUGGCCGUGCAGGCAGAAACAGGGCUGGAGGAAUUGGCUGGGGAGGAGGAAGAUGAUGCCUUUGAUGCUGAUACCAUUCAUGCUCUCAAGCAGUAUGCCAACAAGGAUCUGCGGGAAGAGGAGAUGCGCAGCAGCGGAAAGGGGCAGCAGGUUGGUGACAGAGCCUUCCGUUGUGGUUACAAAGGUUGCGGCCGCCUCUACACCACCGCCCACCAUUUAAAGGUGCACGAGCGAGCUCACACGGGCGAUCGGCCGUACAGGUGUGACUUCCCGAGCUGUGGGAAAGCAUUUGCUACAGGGUAUGGGCUGAAGAGCCACGUGAGAACGCACACUGGUGAGAAGCCGUACAAGUGCCCCGAGGACAUGUGCAGCAAAGCCUUCAAAACCUCGGGGGACCUGCAGAAACACAUCCGCACACACACAGGUGAGCGUCCCUUCAAAUGCCCGUUUGAAGGCUGUGGCCGCUCGUUCACCACCUCCAACAUCCGUAAGGUCCACAUCCGGACACACACAGGGGAGCGGCCAUACAUGUGCCCCGAGCCCAACUGCGGGAGAGGCUUCACGAGCGCCACCAACUACAAGAACCACAUGAGAAUUCACACAGGCGAGAAGCCGUACAUGUGCACUGUGCCGGGCUGCGGGAAACGCUUCACUGAGUACUCCAGUCUGUACAAACACCACGUGGUCCACACCCACUGCAAGCCCUACACCUGCAACAACUGCGGGAAGACCUACCGCCAGACCUCCACGCUGGCCAUGCACAAGCGCAGCGCCCACGGAGAGCUGGAGGCCACGGAGGAGAGCGAGCAGGCUCUCUACGAGCAGCAGCAGCUGGAAGCUGCUGCGGCUGCAGAGCGGGGCCCCCCGCUGAAGCGCCAGCAGAUUGCUUUCCUUUCGGAGGAGGAGGAGGAGGAGGAUGGCAUACCUACCCAGGUUUCACUUAUCUCUCAGGAUGGAACACAGCAGGUCAGUCUGUCCCACGAGGACUUACAGGCACUGGGCAGUGCCAUCAGCAUGGUAACGCAGAGUGGCACCAUCACAAUGCCACAGGAAGACCUUGCGGCUUCCGGCACACACACCGUCACCAUGGUCAGUGCGGAUGGGACUGAGACGCAGCCGGUUACGAUAGUCACCGCUGGGGCAGUGAUGUCUGAAGCGUCAGCCAUCGCAUCCCUCCAUCACCAGCAAGUGGCAUUGCUCGCAACUGCCUGCGGCACUCAUAUUGCAGUGCAGCUGGAAGAGCAGCAGAGCCUGGAGGAAGCCAUCAGCAUGGCAACAGCAGCAAUUCAGCAGGAGUCUGUAACGCUCAGUGCGGCCGUGUCUGAGAAUGGGUGCUGAGGCACUGCGCAACCUGUGGACAGGGAGGCUUGAGUGGAGCAGGGAUGGCAAUCAAAUGGCCC
This is a messenger RNA of Emys orbicularis (European pond turtle), 1799 nucleotides long. It is a transcript of the gene ZNF76, whose product is annotated as zinc finger protein 76. The record is from RefSeq and is a predicted model, not a curated record. Gene Ontology annotation, cellular component: nucleus. Gene Ontology annotation, biological process: regulation of transcription by RNA polymerase II. Bases 70 to 1737 code for a protein of 555 amino acids. The transcript has 13 exons. Lineage: Eukaryota; Metazoa; Chordata; Testudines; Emydidae. Gene Ontology annotation, molecular function: RNA polymerase II cis-regulatory region sequence-specific DNA binding; DNA-binding transcription factor activity, RNA polymerase II-specific.